GGAAUUCCAUGGGCUGACAGUGCUGGGAUUUGGGGAAUUCCAUGGGCUGGGCAGUGCUAGGAUUUUGGGAAUUCCAUGGGCUGGGCAGUGCAGGGAUUUUGGGAAUUCCAUGGGCUGGGCAGUGCUGGAUUUGGGAAAUUCCCUGGGCUGGGCAGUGCCAUUCCUGCUGUUCCUCCUCUUCCAGGGGGACUCCUGGUGGGAUUCCCUGAGGAUCCCCUUCCCAGCCGGAUCCUGCCGGGCCCCGAGCUGGAAUAUUACAUCCAGAGAUUCCAGAAAUCCAGCUUCAGGGGGCCCCUGAACUGGUACCGGAACAUCCGAACCAACUGGAACUGGGCCCUCUCCGCCAGGGACAGGAAGAUCCCGCUUCCGGCUCUGAUGGUGACGGCCGGGAAGGACCCGGUGCUGCUUCCCAGCCUCAGCAAGGGCAUGGAAAACUGGAUCCCGCGGCUGCGCCGGGAGCACCUGGAGGAAUGCGGGCACUGGACGCAGAUGGAAAGGCCGGCGGAGGUGAACAGGAUCCUGCUGGAGUGGCUGGAAGGGCUCCCGCCGGACGUCCCUUUUCCCGGGAAUUCCCGGCUGUGAACGGGAAUCUUUCCCAGCUUUCCCUUCCCUUCAUCCUGUUUUCCCGGGAAUUCCCAGCUGUGAACAGGAGCCUUUCCCGGCUUUCCUUUCCCUUCCCUUUUCCCGGGAAUUCCCGGCUGUGAACAGGAGCCUUUCCCGGCUUUCCCUCCCCUCCAUCCCCUUUUCCCGGGAAUUCCCAUCUGUGAACGGGAAUCAUUCCCAACUUUCCCUUCCCUUCCCUUUUCCCGGGAAUUCCCGACCGUGAACAGGAGCCUUUCCCA
Corapipo altera (White-ruffed manakin) is the source of this 842-nucleotide messenger RNA. RefSeq names its product bifunctional epoxide hydrolase 2-like. Lineage: Eukaryota; Metazoa; Chordata; Aves; Passeriformes; Pipridae. Gene Ontology annotation, biological process: phospholipid dephosphorylation; cholesterol homeostasis. The record is from RefSeq and is a predicted model, not a curated record. The transcript is spliced from 5 exons. Bases 76 to 582 code for a protein of 168 amino acids. Gene Ontology annotation, molecular function: magnesium ion binding; lipid phosphatase activity. Gene Ontology annotation, cellular component: peroxisome.